This is a messenger RNA of Dreissena polymorpha, 1007 nucleotides long. RefSeq lists its product as uncharacterized. The record is from RefSeq and is a predicted model, not a curated record. Bases 307 to 861 code for a protein of 184 amino acids. NCBI's taxonomy places the organism in Eukaryota, Metazoa, Mollusca, Bivalvia, Myida, Dreissenidae. The transcript is spliced from 7 exons.
ACUCGCUACAUCUGUUUAUUUUCUCAUUGAAUUGUACAAUGUUCUGCAAACAUUUAGAAACACCGGCUAUCUGUCAUGUGGCCCGCCAGUGAUAAGACUCGAUGCCGUAAAUGGAAGAAUUGUCACAGAUACCAGACGGCAAUCCUACAAAAACGUUAUCUUUGAAACAUUGAAAGAUAUCAACCAUCAGUAAAUAGUUCUGAUAAUCAAAAGUUUAUGAAAGUCGGUGUAAUACUUUGAAAUCAUGGAUUUAUCGGACACCAGUUCGCAUGUCCUUACAACGAAAUCGAUUUCCGUGUGCAAUUUAUGAACUCGACACGAAACCAUAUAAAAGACAGUGGCCCAUGUGUUGUGCUGUUCAGGUCGAGAGUCGAAGCGUCCAAAAGAAUAAUUUACGGAUGCUUGGAUUCAAACGGCAGAGUGAUAUGUUCUCCCGGGUACGUGUGCGUUAAGGGCAUGAAGACACUGUGCGACCCACCGGACAUGCACCCGAAGUGCCACUGUGAGAGAGACAAGGUUGUUGGGUGUGAAGAUUUAGUUGGAAACAUAAUCUGCAAAGACGACCAGAAGUGCUUAGAUGCGAAGUUAAAGGAGUGCUUCAGAACAAGGAGCACAAGUUGUGGCUGUCGGGCUCCCCCACUGGCCAUUACGGACGACUAUGACAAUGACAACGACUUCGGGGACUCUCAAGGUUGUAAGGUGUAUAUUGACGAUAAGCCGGUGUUCGUGCCGUAUGAUGCAAGGAAUUGGAAAGUGCCGAAGUCUUGCUAUAUGUGUAGCUGUCUCAACAAAGUUGGUCUGGGGUACGAGUCGGACUGCAAGAAAGUUGACGAUUGUGUCGAUUUUCUGCAUGGCGGUUAGAAUACUUGCAGAGGUCACCUGAGCUUCCAAGAAAAAAAGACAUACGAAUAAGUUGGCAACACAAAUACAUUUCUUGAUUUAAAAAUAUACACAUGACUGUAUUGCUUUUUUAGGCAUCAAUAGCGAAUAAUAAACGUAACACACAA